Molecule: messenger RNA, 1144 nt
Organism: Cottoperca gobio
Lineage: Eukaryota; Metazoa; Chordata; Actinopteri; Perciformes; Bovichtidae
Gene: lhfpl5a
Product: LHFPL tetraspan subfamily member 5a
Exons: 3
Coding region: 3-653 (216 amino acids)
Biological process (GO): detection of mechanical stimulus involved in sensory perception; sensory perception of sound
Cellular component (GO): plasma membrane
Source: RefSeq, a predicted model, not a curated record
CCAUGCUCCCGGCUGUGGAGGCCGCCAAAAUCUACCACACCAACUACGUGCGUAACGCCCGGGCCGUGGGCGUGCUGUGGACGGUUUUCACCAUCACCUUCGCCGUCAUCACCGUGGUGGUGUUCAUCCAGCCCUAUUGGAUCGGGGACAGCGUCCACACGCCGCAGGCCGGGUACUUCGGCCUUUUCCACUACUGCAUCGGGAACGCGCUCACCUCGGAGCUCACAUGCAAAGGUAGCGCGCUGGACUUCGGUUCCAUCCCGUCUGGCGCCUUCAAGACAGCCAUGUUCUUCGUGGGGAUCUCCAUGCUGCUGGUGGUGGGCAGCAUCGUCUGCUUCAGCCUCUUCUUCUUCUGCAACGCGGGGAGCGUCUACAAGAUCUGCGCCUGGAUGCAGCUGGCCUCCAGCACAUGCAUGGUGAUUGGGUGUAUGAUCUAUCCUGACGGCUGGGACUCUGACGAGGUGAAGCGCAUGUGUGGCCAGCGGACCGACAAAUACACCCUGGGCAACUGCACGGUGCGCUGGGCCUACAUCCUGGCCAUCAUCAGCAUCAUGGACUCACUCAUCCUCUCAUUCCUGGCCUUCAGCCUGGGCAGCCGGCAGGACAAGCUGCUGCCAGAGGACUUCCAGGUGGAGGAGAAAGAUAACGCCUAGCCCCGGAGGGAAGAGAUGGACGAGGCUAUACGAGGAGCACUACCAACUCGAGGGAUUCAAAUGUAUUCCAAGACUUCAGGACAGUUCAUUACAAUCUAAAAAUAACUUGCCAUAAAAAGUUCACCAUGUCCUUGGCAACUUAUUAACAGGCUUAGAAAACAUGGGAAGAGUCACUGUCCACCUCCAGCUCAGAUCUUAUCGUCUGGCUGCUACUGUAUUUAGACUAAGGCAAGUGAGUGAACGUGCGAUGGACUUUGCUUUCACGUAUUUUAUCAUUCAAAGUGACCAGAGCAUACAUAAGCAUUAAACAGGUGUUCAUCAUUUGACAAACUAAUAACUGUUGUGUAUUUUGAGUUGUGUUUUAAGGAAACCCUGAGAAAGUGAGAAAACAUGCAAACACUUAAUACAGUAUGUGCACCUUGUUAAGAUUGGUGUGGUGCAUUUCAGCCUCUUGUGGCAGAAAUGAGUAUUACAGCAACAAACACAAAAAU